This is a messenger RNA of Gryllus bimaculatus (two-spotted cricket), 361 nucleotides long. NCBI's taxonomy places the organism in Eukaryota, Metazoa, Arthropoda, Insecta, Orthoptera, Gryllidae. The record is from the annotation of a GenBank genome assembly.
GACUUCCAAAAGCUUGAUAUCUGCAAGAAAAGCUAAAAUGCGAGAAAUGUGGAAUAUGGAGUAUUUCACGGAGAAGUGGGUCGGAGCACAACUAAUGAAUGGCUUUUCUAGAGCUGACUCACCAUCACCAGCGUUCACUCAAGGCUCUGUGCUGGCGGUUGCGGGCCAGGGUAAACAUUCCGAGCGUGGGCGGCGGCGGGCACGCGCAAGACUGACCUACGCCUCCUCAAGAGUCCCUGUGCUAAAGGUCUGCGGUCUGUCCGUCGCGACCCCCACGCAAGCCCGAGGCUGGGCGGAGCGGGGGUUAAACCCGCCUCUCGAGUGGGUGCGGCGCUGGACCCACCAGCUCUCUCUCUCAACG